UCCCGUUUGCAGAGGAGCCAUGGCUGCCGGGGACCUGGCAGGGAGCUUCCAGGACGAAGUGACUUGCGCCGUCUGCCUGGAGUAUUUCACAGAUCCGGUGACUGUUGAGUGUGGGCACAACUUCUGCAGGGCCUGCAUCAGCCAGUGCUGGGGGGAGUCGGAGCCAGACUUCUCCUGCCCCCAGUGCAGAGAAACCGCCCAGCAGAGAAACCUGCGGCCCAACAGGCAGCUGGGGAACCUGGUGGAGUUAGUGAAACGACUGAGGCUCCAGGCAGUGGCAGAGCCCAAGGGGCAGCAAGUGUGUGAGAGGCAUCAGGAGGCUCUGAAACUGUUCUGCGAAGAGGAUCAAACCCCCAUCUGUGUGGUGUGUGACCGAUCCCGGGCUCACCGCGCUCACACGGUGGUUCCCAUCGAGGAGGCUGCCCAGGAGUACAGGGAGCAAAUUCUGAGCCGUCUGCAGCAUCUGCAUGGGGAGAGAGAAGAGCUCCUGGGACUGAAAUCCGACUGGGACAAGGAGAGUGAGAGGCUCCUGAGGCAGACGGAAGUGGAGAGGCAGCUGGUGGUGUUCAAGUGUGAGCGGCUGCACCAGUUCCUGGCUGAACAAGAGCGUCUCCUGCUGGCCCGGCUGGGAGAGCUGGACCAGGAGAUUGAGAGGAGGAGGGAGGAAAACGCCACUCACCUGUGUGAGGAGAUUUCCCAGCUCAGCACCCUGAUCAUGGAGCUGGAGGGGAAGUGUCAGCAGCCGGUGCCAGAAUUGCUGCAGGGUGUCAGAAGUGCCGUGAGAAGGGACGAGAAGGUGAUGUCUCCACAUCUGGCUCCCAAGUCCCCGGAGCUGGAAAAGAGAAUCUGGGAUUUCCCUCGAGAGAACAAUCUCCAGGAGGCUGUGACGGGAUUCUUGGAGGGGCUGGCUGCAGAGAGAGGACUCAGAAGAGCCCGAGGAUUCGCAGUGGAUGUUACUCUGGAUCCAGACACAGCUCAGCCCAAACUUGUCCUAUCUGAGGAUCGGAAACAUGUGAGAUACAGAGACGAAGAAGAGGCUCUGCCUGACAAUCCUGAGAGAUUUGACACUUACCCUGAAGUUCUGGGUGCUGAGGGGUUCGCGGGUGGGAGGUGUUACUGGGAAGUGGAGGUGGGAGACAAGACUGACUGGAUGCUUGGCGUUUGUAGGGAUUCUGUCAGCAGGAAGGGGCAGAAUGAUGUAUCACUUGAGGAUGGAUACUGGGCCGUGUGGCUGAGGGAUGGGGAAUACGAGGCCGUCACCUCCCCCUCGACCCCCCUCCCUGUGAGCGCCAGGCCCAGCCGGGUGGGGAUUUUCCUGGACUAUGAGGCGGGCGAGGUCUCGUUUUACAAUGUGACUGACAGGUCCCAUCUCUACACUUUCACUGACACCUUCUCCGGGAAGCUCCGCCCUUAUUUCUAUCCUGGUCACAACGCUGGGGGUACAAACGCGGCUCCCCUGAUAAUCUGCCCGGUCCAAGCUCAGGCCGGAGGGAAUCUCUGUCACUGACAGCGACACCGAUGGCAGACACUGUCCCCUCCCAGUGCUGACCAUCCCCCAGGUCUGUUCCCGUGGGGAUGGUACAGAGGGCAUCACCUGCCUGCCUCCCCUGCCCCCAGUCAUGACCUUGGGGUUCAUUAAGCAAAAAACCAGUGAAUGAGACAGGAAUAAAACAUAAAAAAAAAAAAAACUAGAGAGCUUCUGUGGUGACCAGCUGUGCACAGCUCCCCUGUGUUCUCAACCCCACCUUCCAGGGCACUUUUCUAGAUUCCUAUAUUCAUAAUCCUGUCCCUUAUGGGGGAGCAGCUCUAAAUUAUAAUCUUCCACAAAGAUAUCACUGUGCUUUCCCCUCUUAAUCCCCAGCACCAGGCCUGUGAGCUGGGAGAGUGCAGAGGAGCAGAGAAGGAGGUGGUGAGCAGGCUAUGAGCUGUAGGGGGUGCAGGGGCAGAGGGGUAUGCGUGCAAUGUCAGGGGUGGCUGUGUGGCCAAGGUGGGGGUGGGGAGGGGGCUGUAGCAGCAGGAAGAGAAGAGCCCAGGUCACAAAAGGAAGAUUCCAGGGAGGAGUGGGAGGAUGUAAUGAGAGGGGGAGGGGAGAGAGGCCAUAAGGAGGAAGAGCCCCUGGCAGAAAUGACAGAGAGGAGGAGAUCCCAGUGUGGGUAGCGGGAGCUGUGAGAAGGUGAGUAGGGGGUUAUGGGGAUGGUGAAGGUGCAGAGUGGGUAGAAGGGGGGACUCAGGAACAGAGAAGGCUGGAGCCAGGGGAGGGAGGGAUGUGAGGGCCAGGUCUGAGCCCCACCAGCAUUCUCAGUCUCUUGUUCUGGGGGAGUCAUUGAGUGUAUGGUGGCUCCCGACAUAGGGUGACCGUCCGUCCCGUUUUUAACGGAACAGUCCCGUAUUUAAGCCCUAUUGUAGGUGUCCCACCUUUUUUUAAAAAAUGGGCAAAUCGUCCCAUAUUUUCUGCUCCCUCUGCUGGUCAGUCUGUGCAGCCCCAGCCGUGUCUUGUUUGUGGCUGGCGAGCGAGUGUGGGCAGGCGGUGGCUCGUCAGUGAGAGCAUGUGCUGGCCUCAGGCCAGGUGGAGAGGCAGGAAGAUGACACGUCAGGUAGCCCCUGGAGGAAGGGGCUAGGAGUGUGUGUCUAUAAGGCACACUAUAUAAGGCCCUGGAAACCCCCCCCCCCCAUUUUGUCUUCAGAUGGCUUAAAAGAUAACCUCUGCCCC
Molecule: messenger RNA, 2710 nt
Organism: Chelonoidis abingdonii (Abingdon island giant tortoise)
Lineage: Eukaryota; Metazoa; Chordata; Testudines; Testudinidae
Product: E3 ubiquitin-protein ligase TRIM39-like
Molecular function (GO): zinc ion binding; protein binding
Source: RefSeq, a predicted model, not a curated record